AUGGGUUCAGCAUGUUUCAAAAAACAACCGCAUCCUUAGAGAUAAUAAUAACAUCGACAAAUUUAAUCUCAUUAAUCAUAAAGCACAAAUGUGUCAUCACACUAAAACACAUAACGCAGAGCCUCAGAAUAACAAUAAGUUUAAUAACAAACAAACCAGAUACAAAUCAAAGAAAAUUCAUAAAAGCCAUAAAUAAAUAGUGGAGUAAAUGCUCUUACUAUUUUAGUUCACUUCACCAAGAUCUGAUUUAAAUGAUAGAUCAAUGCUUAGUAAAAAUGAAUUAACAAAAGUUGAACCCUUAAAAAAUCGAUUUAUUUAGUAGGAAACCGAUAGCUAUCUUUUUAAAAAUAACGAUGCCCCAGAUUCAGAUAUAGCAAUAUAAGUUAAAGAACCAGAUAUAACAAAUUCAAAUGUUCUCAAAAUAUUAAAGUCUCUUCCUCCCUUUUAAUAUGAUCUUGACAUGAAUAAAAAAUUUAAUGAUUGCAUUUCUUUACCACCUCAUGUAACUAUUCUAUUGAUCUAAACUAGUAAUUCAUUAGCACUGGUAUCACAUAUGUAGGAUAAUGGAGAAAUAAACAAAAACAAGGGAAAGGUCGUUAAUAUUGGCCAGAUGGGACUUAUUAUGAAGGAUAUUGGUAGAAUCAUGGAGCAAAUGGUAAAGGAAGGUUGAUACGUUGUGAUGGAUCAUAUUAUGUAUUCAUUCAUAAAUAAAAUAAUUUAGGAAGGAGAUUGGCUUGAUGAUUUAUAAUGUGGAUUUGGUAAAAAUGUUGAUACUGACGGUAAUAUAUAUGAAGGAGAAUGGAAAGAUGAUGAAAAAGAUGGAUAAGGAACAGAAAAAUGGGUUUCGGGAGACACAUACACAGGAUAAUAUUAAGGUGGAAUGAAACAUGGUUAAGGAAAAUAUAUUUGGUCAAAUGGAAAUUGUUAUGAAGGUAGUUAUUUUAAGGAUUUUAUUGAUGGAUUUGGUAUUUAUAAAUGGCCAGAUGGAUAAGUUUAUUCUGGAGAAUGGGUUAAGAAUUAAAUGUAUGGGAAAGGUACAUUCAUUUGGACUAAUGGAAAUAAAUAUAUUGGUGACUACAAAGAGGAUAAAAAGGAAGGAUAUGGAGUUUUUUAAUUUGCUGAUGGGAAAACAUAUAAAGGAGGAUGGCAUAAUGGAAAAUAACAUGGAAAAGGAGUUUUAAUUGAAGCAGAUGGAUUUGAAAUUGUAGGAGUAUGGGAAAAAGGAAGAUUAAUUUCAUAAGAGUGA
Paramecium sonneborni is the source of this 1246-nucleotide messenger RNA. Lineage: Eukaryota; Ciliophora; Oligohymenophorea; Peniculida; Parameciidae. The record is from the annotation of a GenBank genome assembly.